UCACCCUAUUAUUUGUUACUGCUUCGAAUGCUAAAUCAAUUUUACUGUUGUUUUCACCGUACCUUUAAAAUUAAACUUUUCUUGAAAGAAAUUGCAUGUCGAAUUAUCAAUUUUGUUUUUUUAGUUUGGUUUGGUUUCUAAGUUUUGGACUCGAUAAGUGUGGAAUUUGAGGGUUUUUUUAGAAAAAGAUUUUGUGGGGUUAUUUCAAAAUUUGAUCUUUAAUGAUGGAUUGAUUAAUUGAUCGAGCCCAUUACAUAAAAGUGCUUAGAUUGAUAUGUUGCGAUAAUUUUAACAAUUUGCAGCAUGAUUAAUGUUUAUAGGGCAACAGUUAGUGUUGUUAGCUGUGCAGUCUAGGCUAUUUUGCGGAUUUGGAGAUUAACUUUCUAAUAAGGUUUAGUGUUUGUUCAUAAAUCGCAGUUUUGCUACAUGUUUUAAUGGGUGGAAUUUUGUUUAUCAGCUGUUGUUAGAUCAUUUUAAAAUAAUUUUGGGAGCUCACUAUUUUAUUUUAUUUCCUUUUUUUCUGGUUUCGUGCGUUGCUGAUUUGGGUUCAAUGGAAUGGUUCCUGUUGUCUGCAGUGCUUGCUGGUCUUGCUUUUAUGUUUUCGGCUAGCAUUCUGCUACAGAUAUUGGCUUGUGCAAUAUACAAUAAUUGGUGGCCCAUGCUAUCAGCUCUCAUGUAUGUGCUGGUGCCUAUGCCUUGCUUAUUCUUUGGGGGUGGAUCCACUCAGUUUCUGACCAGCAGGGAUGGUGGGGGUUGGAUAGAUGCUGCUAAAUUCCUGACGGGGGCGUCAGCUGUUGGGAGUAUAGCCAUUCCCAUUAUCCUUAGGCACGCUCAUAUGAUUGAAACCGGGGCUAUGUGGAUUGAGUUCACAUCAUUUGUCAUAUUUGUCUGCACUGUCAUGUGUUUUCACCGUGCUAGCCUAGAAGACGAGUGGUGAUUGAUGCCACACUUGCUAAUGCUCUUGUUCGGUGGACAAGUUGCCAUAUGAUCCAUAUGCAUAUGCAUAUGCAUGGGAAAAGAAACAUAUAAUUUCCCAUUUGUAAAUCCUUUUGUAUUUAUAUCUUCCAAAUUAUAUUAUGAGUUAUCCGUGUUUGGUUGACUUACUUUGUAUCUCCACGUUAGGUUCUGUUUUAAACGGGAUAUGCUCUUAUCGUUCUUAUUUCUGAA
Messenger RNA from Populus nigra (black poplar), 1167 nucleotides. Its product is annotated as vacuolar protein sorting-associated protein 55 homolog. Bases 551 to 937 code for a protein of 128 amino acids. Gene Ontology annotation, biological process: late endosome to vacuole transport via multivesicular body sorting pathway. Lineage: Eukaryota; Viridiplantae; Streptophyta; Magnoliopsida; Malpighiales; Salicaceae. The transcript is spliced from 5 exons. The record is from RefSeq and is a predicted model, not a curated record. Gene Ontology annotation, cellular component: endosome.